Molecule: messenger RNA, 1461 nt
Organism: Penicillium riverlandense
Lineage: Eukaryota; Fungi; Ascomycota; Eurotiomycetes; Eurotiales; Aspergillaceae
Product: COP9 signalosome complex subunit 1
Exons: 4
Coding region: 1-1461 (486 amino acids)
Cellular component (GO): COP9 signalosome
Source: RefSeq, a predicted model, not a curated record
AUGGACACAACAUUGCCGGACGCCUUUGCUCCCCCGCAAUCAAGCUCUUCUGCUGCACAGGGAAAUGGGGUCCCCGAAGACGCCGUGAACGUCAAUGGAGCUGCUCCCUUCGUCAAAGUCGAUGAUCCCCCGAAGUUUGAUCUGGAGUCAUAUAUCGCAAAUUACACCGGCCGAACCCGAUUUGAUCGUCUCUAUCUCAUUGGCACCUGCUCCACGUUGCUAUCCACCGACGCGCUCAAAGUCGCGGUUGCCGAAGCUAAAUCCGGGAAAGAUGUUGCUCGUUACGAAAAAGCAGUCCGAGCCCUGUCGGAGGUGGCUCCGAAUGAACCUGAUGCCAAGCUGGACUUGGCGUGGGUGAAGGACACUCAGCGACGGGUGAGGGCCGAGGGCGAUCGGCUGGAACUCGAGUUGCGAGGGUACAAGAACAACUUGAUCAAGGAGAGCAUUCGGAUGGGCAAUGAGGAAUUGGGAACUCACUACCACCAGACAGGAGACACCGUCUCAGCGUCGAAAGCGUACUCCCGCAUGAGGGACUACUGCACAACACCAAACCAUAUCGCCUCUAUGCUGUUCAAAUUGAUCAACGUGGCGGUUGAGCGCGGGGAGUGGCUGAGUGUGCAGUCCAAUGUGCACCGACUGCGCAACGCUCAGUCCAAGCCGGAAGACCAAGCCAAGAAUCAGCCCAAGAUUUCUGCCGCUCUUGGUCUGGCACAGAUGCACUCCGGAUCGUUCCUCGAGGCUGCGAAUAGCUUCUUAUUGACCGACCCGAGCCUGGGCGACACCUAUAACGAAACGAUCACCCCGAACGACAUCGCUGUCUACGGUGGCUUAUGCGCGCUGGCUUCCAUGGACCGAGUCGAACUUCAACGUCGCGUGCUGGAAAAUAAUUCCUUCCGCAACUUCCUUGAAUUGGAGCCGCACAUUCGUCGUGCGAUCACCUUCUUCUGCAAUUCUAAAUUCCGGCUCUGUCUUGAUAUCCUGGAGGCCUACCGGGCUGAUUACCUUCUCGACCUCCAUCUCCAGCGCCAUGUCAGCGCUCUGUACUCCCGCAUCCGCACCAAGUCUAUUGAGCAGUAUCUAGUUCCCUUCAGCCGCGUGACUCUCGAGUCUAUGGCAACCGUCUUUGCCCCCGAGGUGGUCGGCGGAGAGGCUCGACCAACCAGCGCAAAUUCACCUUUCGUGCAGGAACUCAUCUGUCUCAUCAAGGAUGGCGUGCUGGAUGCUCGAAUUGAUUUGGAGAAAGGGGUUCUGGUCUCAAACCAGACUGAUCUGCGAACAGAGGUGCAGCGAAACACGCUGGAGAGCCUGCGCAGCUUUAAUGAAGAGGCUCACAUGCGGAUCCUGCGCACCAGUGUUCUUCACGCGGGUCUCGAGGUUCGGUCCCAUGACAGAAAGGAAGGUCAAUCAUUGGCAAAGGGACUGUCAGGGAGACACUCCCGCGGCGCCGGCAUCCUUGGUUAG